AUGGCUAAAUCUGGCAUGUGUAUAAUAGAGAAUAAUGAUCCUGGGCCGCAGCUAAUCAGAAGAGAAAGGUCUGGGCCAUUGAUAGUUUUAAAGGUUGGAACAUCGACUCUAACAAAUAGUAGAACUGGGAAACUUUCGGUUUCAAAUAUUGGUGCACUAGUGGAAACUAUCUGCGAUUUAAUGGAUAAGGGUUGCAGAGUUGUAUUGGUAUCUUCAGGCGCUGUAGGAGCUGGCCUACUUCAUAUGAAUAUUAGAGAAAAGCCAAAUAAGCUUCACUUGAAGCACGCAAUUGCAGCUAUUGGUCAACCAUUACUGAUGAGAGUUUAUGAAGACUUUUUUUCCAUGAGAGGCGCCAAGGUUGCUCAGCUAUUAAUGACUAGAUCAGACUUUGUAAAUAAGGAUAGAUUUAUUGAUUUUAAAAACACUUUAUUGGAUCUAAUUCAUUGGAAUGUUGUCCCCAUAAUAAAUGAGAAUGAUUCCGUAACAACUACAGACCUCCACUUUGGUGAUAAUGACACGCUUGCAGCUUAUUGUGCAAUCGCAAUAUCUGCAGAUUGGUUAAUGCUCGCUACUGACGUUGAUGCAUUAUUUACAAAAAAUCCUAGGUUUCACAAAGAUGCUGUUCCAAUAUUAAAAGUGAAUAAUAUUGAUUCAAUAAUACAUAUGGAAAAUGACGUUUCAAAUGAAAAUUAUGGCACUAGUUCUGGAACUGGGGGUAUGAGAACAAAAAUUUUUGCAGCGAGAGUUGCGGCUGCAGCAGGAAUUUCAACAUUUUUAGUAAAUGGAUCAUACCCCAACAGAUUGUUGCAACUAGUAGAUUCAAUAGAUUUCAAAAUUAAUACAGCUCAAAAUAAUAAUGCGAUAAGUUCGUAUUUUUGUUCUAAAAGUGAAGAUCAUGAUUUAGAAAGGAUCAGUAAAUGUAAUAGUCAUAACUUGAACACAGAUUAUAGCAGUAUUGAAAGUUUUACUGAUACAAAAACAUGUUUCGAACUUUCCUACUCCUCCAUUAUUGACAGCAGCUUGAUCGAAGAAACUACGGAAUCAGCCCCAGCAAAUAAUGACAUAAUAACAUGUGCUUUAGAAGAGCUAUAUCAAGGAGAGUAUAUAGGUACCAUUUUUACCAGGCAAACUUUAACGCAGUCUAUGAAAAAUCACAAAAGAUGGAUAAUGAGCUUGCCCAUUUCUGGGAAAAUAUUUCUGGAUAGAGGAGCAAUCAAAUCAGUUACUUCUGACUCAAAAUCGCUUUUUUCCGUGGGAGUUGUUAGUGUGAAAGGUAAAUUUGAAACAGGAGAUGUUGUUUCCAUUAUUUGUGAUGGAGAUAAUGAUGAAAGAGAAAUUGCAAGGUGCAUUUCAAACUUUAAUUCUGAACUACUUAAAAAAAUAAUGGGUAAAAAAACUUGUGAAAUAACUGAGUUAUUAGGAUUGGAUUCUCGAGGAAUAGUUUCUGAUAGGUCGAAUAUAAUAAAACUCUGA
Cryptosporidium ubiquitum is the source of this 1473-nucleotide messenger RNA. Its product is annotated as glutamate 5-PUA domain-containing protein. The coding region runs from base 1 to 1473 and encodes 490 amino acids. The record is from RefSeq and is a predicted model, not a curated record. Gene Ontology annotation, cellular component: cytoplasm; cytosol. Gene Ontology annotation, molecular function: ATP binding; glutamate 5-kinase activity; RNA binding. The transcript has a single exon. NCBI's taxonomy places the organism in Eukaryota, Apicomplexa, Conoidasida, Eucoccidiorida, Cryptosporidiidae.